AUGGAUUCUUUGAUCAGGGAGCUCAGCAGUACCGGGGUGGGGUGCUCUAUUGAUGGUAAAUGCAUCAAUAGCAUAAGUUACGCUGAUGACAUGGUGCUGCUGAGCCCAUCUGUCAGUGCCCUUAGGCGUCUAUUAAGAAUAUGCGAGCGCUAUGCGGAGGCGCAUGGGCUCAGGUACAAUACUGACAAGAGCGAGAUAAUCGUGUUCAAGGCGGGAACCAAGAGUUACUCAAUGCCGAGCGUGACUCUGAACAACGAGCCGCUCAGAAGAGUCGAGAGAGUAAAGUACCUGGGCCACUGGAUCACCGAGUCGCUUGCUGAUGACCUGGACAUGUCGAGGGAACGAAGGGCACUAUCAGUCAGGGCAAAUAUGUUGGCUCGUAGGUUUGCUAAAUGCACGGCAGAGGCGAAGGUUACUUUGUUUCGCGCCUACUGUCAGGCAUUCUAUACGUGCAGCCUAUGGGUCAAACAUACGCUAACGGCUUAUAGUGCCCUGCGGGUCCAAUAUAAUAAUGGGUUUCGGACACUGAUGGGGCUGCCGCGAUUCUGUAGCGCGUCAGGGAUGUUCGCGGACGCCGGAGUGGACAGCUUUGCUGCAAUAAUGCGAAAAAGAUCCGCAUCCCUGAUGAGAAGAGUACGCGGCAGCUCCAACAGUUACCUGCAACUCAUUGCGAGUCGAAUGGACACUGAGUGUCCAUUCAUGAAGAAAUGGACACAAAUGCAUGCACGUAAUUUGUAA
Molecule: messenger RNA, 738 nt
Organism: Aricia agestis (brown argus)
Lineage: Eukaryota; Metazoa; Arthropoda; Insecta; Lepidoptera; Lycaenidae
Exons: 1
Coding region: 1-738 (245 amino acids)
Source: RefSeq, a predicted model, not a curated record